Messenger RNA from Drosophila grimshawi, 1435 nucleotides. RefSeq names its product pinin (gene Pnn). Gene Ontology annotation, cellular component: catalytic step 2 spliceosome. Lineage: Eukaryota; Metazoa; Arthropoda; Insecta; Diptera; Drosophilidae. The coding region runs from base 37 to 942 and encodes 301 amino acids. The transcript is spliced from 3 exons. The record is from RefSeq and is a predicted model, not a curated record.
UACCUUCGAAUAAUAAUAAAAGAAAAAUAUCCAGAAAUGGAAGACAAUAUUGCAUUAUCCUCCAUCGGCGAUUUAGAAAAAAAACUUAACUCUGCUAGACGGUCAUUAAUCUCAUUAAAUGACAAUAUACGUCGAUUUGUCGGUCGAGGACUUAAGGAACCCAGGAUUGAGAAGUACAAUCCCGAUGCCGGAUGUAAGAAAAAUGAGCAAAACCAGGACAAAAACAUCCAACGCCAUGAGAUUUUGAAACAAAAGCGGCGUAUUUACGAUCCAAAAAUGGUAUUUAAUCGGCUUUCAGACAAGGACGAAUUGUGGCUGCCAACACCUCGACUUAAUUCUCGGGUAAUUCGAGAAUUGCCCUCGAGAGAGGAAAUUGUCGAAGCUCAGGGAGUCGAUUCCGAAUCAAGGGCUCGGAAUCGUCGCAUGUUCGGUUCCCUUCUGGGCACUUUGCAGAAAUUCUGCCAGGAAGAGUCUAGAUUGAGAAAAAAUGAAGAUAAGAAAGCUCAAAUAGAAAAGAAAUUGGAAAAGCAAGAGCUGCAAGAAAAAGCAUUGGUUCAAAAGGAACGCGACUCAUUAUUUUUAGACAGAAAGCGUAAGCAGCUUGAAAUUAGAUGCCUCGAGAAGAAAAUGGCUCGUCUAAAAGAUUUCAAAACAUGGGAAUCCUCAGUGAUUUGCCAACAAAACCAGAUUCGAACAAAAACCAAACCCUAUUUAUUUUACCAACCACGCGUCCACACGACCCAGACGGAAAAACUCUUAAUGAAAACUAAAUGCGAUCUGGAGUGUCUCAUCGAAAGACGCCGCGAGGAUCUACAAGCUGAGCUCGGAGAAAUCGAGUGCACCAAUAACACGGAUGAUGACUUCGUACUCGACGAUAGCAGCGUCUAUGAUAAUAAAACAGAUAACAAAUUACAUGUGGAGAGCAGCAUUCCUGGAAUAUAAAUUCUAAAUUUCGGACACUUAAAUGUCAUUAGAUCCCCUACCAGAGAGCUGCAACGAUGGCUCCCGAACUGCUCUCAUGAUUUUGCUCAUAGGCUCAAAAGGAUCAUAUAUGUUGUUCAUACUUGUGAUCGCGUGCUUUGUUUGAUUAACACCAGACAAACAUAACUUUUUAAUUGAAUUUAUUCUGCGCUAAAAUUCUUACUCAAAUGCAACAACUCAACAAAACAAGCGUUGAAUAAGCUCAGUUUUGCCAAUACCCAGAACUUUUCGUCGGACGGAAUUGGGACCAAUCGAAGCAGAAGGAAAUUAAUAUCUAGCUUGGCUUAACAUGUAAUUAUCGAAAGUUUAUUCAGGACUAUGUCAGAGUUACAAAGCAAACGACAAAUUUGGCUUUAAUGACAGAUUAUAGGGAAUCCUUUGAGCAACUUAAAAACAUGCUAAUGAGUAGUUUAAGAGUACAACACCCCGAUUUUACAAAACCAUUUACAUUGUC